Molecule: messenger RNA, 2107 nt
Organism: Hydractinia symbiolongicarpus
Lineage: Eukaryota; Metazoa; Cnidaria; Hydrozoa; Anthoathecata; Hydractiniidae
Product: ammonium transporter Rh type B-like
Exons: 9
Coding region: 291-1733 (480 amino acids)
Biological process (GO): ammonium transmembrane transport; ammonium homeostasis
Cellular component (GO): plasma membrane
Molecular function (GO): ammonium channel activity
Source: RefSeq, a predicted model, not a curated record
GAGAAGGAAAGUGGACUGAUAAGUAACUGUUUUGUUGGUUGUCUGUUUGAAUACACAUUUAUUUGCGUUUUGACGUCGAAGUUCUGCUGCAAAAGAACUUUAGUUAAGUGGGAAAAACGUUUGGUUUACUUAGGCGCGUCUAUUUUGUGUAUAAGAUGGCUUCUAAGGACAUUAUCUAAAAACUGCAAUAGACUGUAACGCGGCUUGAAUUGACCAAGUGUCAGGCAAAAAACAACAACAAAAAAGCGGUGACAAAAGUGAAAGGGGAUUGUGUAUAAUCAAACAGGAGCAUGGCGCUACCAAGGCUGACAUUCUCUGGUGUAGUUUUUGUAUUCCAAGUUAUUUUGUUGAUAUGUUAUAUUUCGUGCGUUGAUUACACGGAGUAUCAACAUCCUUCACACGCAUCAUGGACUGGUGGAAGUCCAGCCAAUUCUUCUCCUUACUAUUACGCCUUUUUCCAAGAUGUCCACGUGAUGAUCUUCAUUGGGUUUGGAUUUUUAAUGACCUUCUUAAAGAAAUACAGUCAUGGCGCAGUCGGUUAUAAUCUCUUUAUCGCCGCAGUAGUCAUUCAGUGGGCAACGCUAAUUAACGGGUGGAUUACAAACGCUUUUGAAGGCGCUGAAAAGCCAGAGAGGUUGACCGUAGAUCUUAAAACCUUGAUCACAUCUGACUUCGCUGCGGCAGCUGUUCUUAUCACAUUUGGAGCAGUGCUGGGCAAAGUAAGUCGUUUGCAGUUAUUUGUGAUCGGUGUAUUUGAGAUCAUCUUUUAUGCAGUUAAUGAAAACAUUCUGGUGCAUCAUUUAAAAAUCACGGAUGUGGGUGGUUCCAUGGUCAUACAUAUGUUUGGCGCGUAUUUUGGCUUAGCAGUAACCAGAAUGAUUUACAAGGAUGACCACAGUGAUGAGAAUCCGAAAGAAGGUUCCGUUUAUCACUCGGAUUUAUUUGCAAUGAUCGGGACUGUGUUUUUAUGGAUGUUUUGGCCAAGUUUUAACGCUGCCAUGUUAGGACCUGGACCACAGCAACACCGCGCCAUUAUAAAUACUUACUAUUCAUUGGCUGCUUGUUGCGUAGCAACGUUUGUUAUCUCUCCACUUGUAAACAAACAUCAAAAAUUGGAAAUGGUUCAUAUUCAAAAUGCUACCUUAGCUGGCGGUGUCGCAGUUGGUACAUGUGCGGAUUUAAUUAUCAAGCCAUGGGGCGCCAUUUUGAUUGGAAUGAUUGGUGGCAUUAUAAGCACUUUGGGAUAUGCUUACGUCACGCCAUUUUUGAAUUCCAAACUGAAGAUUCACGAUACAUGUGGAGUAAACAACUUGCAUGGAAUGCCCGCCAUCCUUGCUGCUAUUGCUGGCUCUAUUACUGCCUCUGUAAGUGAGAUGGACAAAUACGGAGAAGAAUUGUUCAACAUUUGGUCUGCACGUACUCCAAAACGUAACACGACGAUGUACGAUGCUGCUAUUGCCCGUAACAUCCAACUCUCUUCGGAUGGUAUCGGUAGAAGCGCGAAAGAGCAAGGUGGAUAUCAAAUAGCCGCCAUGUUUGUUACAUUGUUGUUGGCCGUGUUUGGUGGAUGUGUAACUGGCUUGUUCGUGAGAUUCCUAGACACUCCAAAAUCCCACCAAUUGUACGAUGAUGAAGAUUUCUGGAUAACUGAACAAGCAGAAGAGGGAAAUUCCAGUGCAAACGAAGCUUUACUCUUACGAGAGAAAAAAAUUGACAUUGAAGAAAAAUGCUGAGUCAGCGUUUUUGUUCAACGAUUACAUUUCAUAUUUUCAUUAAAAAAAUCAUGGGUACGAAAUUGUGUAGGUAUGGUUUAGAUAUGAUAAAAUUGGGCAAAAAUUGGAUAUUACAGUGAACACAUUAUACAUCAAUUUACACCAUAUAUAAAGCCUAAAAUGGCAAGUUCUUUUUGCAUCAAUGGCACCCAACACCCAUGUGGCUGCCUCCAUUCUAGUAAAUGCUCUCUCUAUAUAUAUGGUUGACAUCUGAAAUUUUUGUUACUCUAUAAUUUUCAGUAGUUUUUUGUUAUCGUUACUGUAUUUUAUUUUGUAGUUUUAUAUUCUCUAGUGUGUAAGAUCAUUAGAACUUGCUCGCAAUAGAUAUUUCUGCA